AUGGUGACUCUAGACUGUGUGAUUAUGCGCGGUGUGCCACAGCUGGACGCGAGGGGCGGGUGCUGCCCUGUGAUUAAGGUAUAUGGGCGCGAUCCUGGCCUGCCGGAGAGCCGAGACUCGGGGCUGCUGUUCCUGAGCGCGAGGCACGGGGUGAACCGAGCCAAGUACUACCUGCAGAGGGAGGCCGAAGUGGUGAAGAUGGACGUGAUGGCGGUGGUGCAGGGCGACGUGGUGAUAGAGUGCGUGCAUGUGGACAUGGAGGGGGGAGGCAGCGAGCACAUGGUGUGGCGAGCGAUGUUCAACACAGCCCAUGUGCGAUCCAACAUGCUCGUGCUCUCCCGAGACGACCUCGACAUUCUCUGGAACGCACGCGAGCGCUUCACACAGGAUUUCAGAGUGGAGAUCCUUCUGACAGACCGCGAGUCCAAGAUCCUUCUGACAGACCGCGAGUCCAAGGUACCGCCUCCCCCGGCUGCCACCUCCCUGGCUAAAGACGCCUUUUGUGACCCACGUUCUGUGCUGCCCUUUCCCAACCCGCCCUCCCUCCAGAUCCUUCUGACAGACCGCGAGUCCAAGGUACCGCCUCCCCCAGCUGCCACCUCCCUGGCUGCAGACGACUAUGGCGGUCUACCCCUGGACUCCUUCCUGAAGCUCAAGGAGGCCUUUGAGGACUCUGCCUGGUCGCAGGACGACAGCUCGCGCGCCCUAGAAGAGAUCCGCCACACCAUCUACGCCGCAGCCAGCACCAAGAGACGAAACCGCCGCAGCGGAGGCUCGGGAAGCAGAGGGUUGCGGGUUCGAACACGGGUGCCGGCGGGUGGGAAGUGGGGCCCGGGAGGGGCGGGGUUUGCAGGGGAUAUGCUAGAUGAUAGUGACUAUGCAUCGGAUUUAGACUCGGCUGAUACUUCCCCGACGUUUUCGAGUGAGGAGGAAGGUGGGAUCGGAGUGUGUGUUGCCGCCGGGUUGCUGUUUGCGGAGCAGACUUAUACGGAGGAGGAGGGGUUGACGAGGAGAGAGAGGGCGAGUGCGGGUGAUUUGAAGAUGCUUUGGCUGGAUUUGGCGAAUGGGCCGUCGUUGUUUUGGAAUGAGUGGGAUCCGGAGCUGAAUCCAGUUCUGGGGAAGCUUUUAAGGAGGAUGUCGAAGCGAGUGCCGGGGUUUAAGUUGCCCGAGAUGGGGUUGCUGGGGCAGAAGGGGGCGGACCACCUCCUCCUCCCCCGCCCCCAGGGGGAAAAGGCCCUCCAGGCCCUCCCCCUCCCCCGGGUUCAAGGGGAAAGGUCCCCCUCCGCCCCUGGGUUCAAGGGGCCCCCUCCCCCCGGGUUCAAGGGGGGGUUUGCGCCUGCUGCGCCCCCCCCUAAGAAGAAAACCCCCCUGAAGGCGUUUUUCUGGGGGAAGGUGACGCGCGUGGUGGAGGGGAACAUGUGGGCGGAGGUGCAGAAAGAAGAGCAGGUGGCUGCUACCCCCAGGUUGGACCUGGAGGCGCUAUACCCGGAGCUGGAGGAUUUGUUCUCUGCCGCCCCUCCCCCCAAGAAAAAAGACACCGGGCCCAAGAAGGAGGCCAAGCCUCAAGCCCUCACUCUUAUUGAUAUGAAGCGCGCCAACAAUUGCAUGAUUAUGCUCUCCAAUAUGAAGCACCUCAAGUACCCUGAGAUUGUGGACGCCAUUCUAGCGCUGGACAGCAAGGUGCUGGAUGCAGAGAAGGUGGAUGCUCUGCUUAAGUUCUGCCCCACCAAGGAAGAAGGGGAGAUGAUCAAGGGCUGCGGCAUGCCGCCAGACAAGCUGGGCAAGUGCGAGCAGUUCUUUUUAGAGAUGCUGCGAGCACCGCGUAUCGAAGCCAAGCUGCGGAUCUUUGAGUUCAAGCUGUCGUACGACCAGCAGGUCAAGGACGUGCAACGCAAUCUGGACCUCGUGCAUAAUGCCUGUAAGGAGGUGCGGGAGUCCAAGAGGCUGAGGCGCAUAAUGCAGACCAUCCUGUCGCUGGGGAACGCGCUCAACCAGGGCACUGCUAGGGGUUCCGCUGUGGGCUUUAAGCUGGACAGUCUGCUGAAGCUCACGGACACCAAGACGCGCAACAACAAGAUGACCCUCAUGCACUACCUCGCCAAGGUGCUCACGGAGAAGCUCCCUGAGCUCGCCUUGUUCUGGGAGGAGCUGCCGUCCCUUGAAGAUGCCCACAAGAUCCAAGUGAAGCAACUGGGGGAAGAGAUGCAGCAGCUGAACAGCGGCACCACCAAGCUGGAGCGCGAAAUGGUGGCAUCGGAGAAGGACGGGCCUGUCUCUGAGAACUUCAGAAAGGCGCUGAAAGAGUUUGCAGAGGAGGCCACAAGUGGAGCCAAGAAGCUGGCUGCUCUCUAUGCUGACGUGUCUAAGGCCACAGAUGGGCUCUCGAGAUAUUUUGGAGAAGACCCAAACAAGUGCCCCUUCGAACAAGUUGCCACCGUGCUGCACAAUUUCGUGCAGUCUUUCAAAAAGUCUCAAGACGAGAACAUCAAGAAUGCUGAAGCAGAGAUAAAGCGGAUUGAGAAGGAGAAGAAAAAGGAGGCUGAGGAGAAAAAGAAGAAGGAACUGGAGGAGAAGAAAGCAGCUGAAAGGGCUGCGAAAGCAGAAAAGGAGAAAGCAGCACAGGAGGCGAAAGCAGCAAAGGAAAAGGAGGGAGGAGGGGGGGAGGGAGCGGAGGGGGGAGGGGAUGAGAAGAAGGAUGAGGAGAAGGAAGGAGAGGGGAAGAAGGAGGAGGGGAAGGAGGAGGGGAAAAAGGGGCCGGUUAACAUGCUUGCUGCUAUUAAGAAGCGUCACGUGGCGAAUGAUGACGAUGAUGAUGAUAAGAAGGACGAGAAGAAGGAUGAGAAAAAGGAUGAGAAGAAGGAUGAGAAGAAGGAUGAGAAAAAGGAUGAGAAGAAGGAUGAGAAGAAGAGUGGUGAAGGGAAGGAGGGAGCGAAGGAGGGAGCUAUGGAAGGGGGGAAGGAGGAGGCAGGGAAGGAAUCGGAGGUGAGUGAGGAGGAUUCGAGUAGUGAUGACGAUGAUAGUGAGAGUGAGAGUGAAGAGGAGGAGGGGGCAGGAGACAAGCCGGCAGAAGGGGCAGCAGCGGCAGCAGGGGCAGCGGCAGCAGGUGGUGCAAAGGAGGGAGGAGCAGCAGCAGCGGCGGCAGGAGAGGAAGGGGCGAAGGAGGGGGGGAAGAAAAAGGUGGUAAAGAAAGUAGUGAAGAAAGUAGUUAAGAAAAAGAAAGCUGCGGAAGGGGAGGGGGCGGCUGAAGGGGAGGCGGGUGAGGGGAAGAAAAAGAAAGUUGUGAAGAAAAAAGUGGUGAAGAAAAAGGAUGGGGCUGCUGGGGAGGGUGCGGAUGGGGCGGAGGGAGGUGGGGAAAAGAAGACUGUUAAGAAGAAAGUUGUCAAGAAAAAGGCUGCGGCCGAUGCGACUGCUUGA
Molecule: messenger RNA, 3414 nt
Organism: Closterium sp. Yama58-4
Lineage: Eukaryota; Viridiplantae; Streptophyta; Zygnematophyceae; Desmidiales; Closteriaceae
Source: the annotation of a GenBank genome assembly